AUGGCAUCUCAACACCUCAUACUAAGUGGAGACAUCGCGUUGAAUCCUGGUCCUGAUAAAGUUGAAAACAAGAACGCAACAGCCGUAAAAAGAAAUAAGGCUCUCAAGUGCCCGUCCGGUGAAAAGGCUGUACAGAUUAAUCACAAACGAUUUUUGUGCGAAGUGUGUUAUGAUCAAUUUCACGCAAAAUGUACCGGUAUAUCUGCAUAUCAAAUAAAGACCAUCCGUGCAGAUAAACACCAUGUCUGGGUUUGCUCGAAGUGCACCAUUUCUCAACUUCCAUUUUAUAAAGUCUCCACCGAAGAAAUGAUAGAAGAUGACCUAAAUUUAAAUUUAACCCAGACCUCGGCAUCUCAGGACUCUUCGAACUUAGAGUGUAUAUUUCAAACCAAACCAUCGCAUCUAAAGAUCAUGCAUUUAAACACCCAAUCGAUGGUAUCCACUUUCAACGAGUUCCUACUCACUGUUAAUAGCUAUCCUUUAGAUAUAAUAGCUCUAAGUGAAACCUGGCUAAAAGAUAAUCCCCAGUUGAUGGAAUACGUCCCAUACCUGGAUAUGCUACUGAAUUCCGUCAUCGGGAGGAUAUCAAAGGCGGUGGUGUCGUUGUUUAUAUAAAAGAAGAUAUCAAGUAUAAGCGUCGCCUCGACAUUGAAAAACUCCAUCCAGAUCUCGAGCAUCUGUGGCUAGAGGUCCCCGGUAGGAAUAUUCACAGCAAAGCACUUGUCGGAGUUAUGUAUAGAUCUAUCCGCAUGCUUUCUACGGCAAAGUGGUUGGAAAGUCUAGAGUCCCUGCUUAGUCAACUAAAUGUCGCAUGGGAUGGAAUGCUUAUCCUAACUGGAGACAUGAACAUUGACAUGCUUCAAGCUGAAAAUAGUUUAACAAAACAAUACCAAUGCAUCUUGGAUGUUUUUGGUCUUCAUCAAGUUAUAGAAAAACCCACACGUGUUACGAAAUCCUCUAAAACAUUGAUAGACCAUCUUAUUACUAACUUCCCACAAAGGAUUGCUGACACUGGCAUUAUUCCCUGCUCAAUUGUCAGCGAUCAUGAUGGCAUUUACGCAAGUAUUAAUGUACGAGUCCCCAGGUUUGAAGCACGGCACAAAUAUAUACGGGAUAUUAUGUCUCUAAAUGAAAGUUUAUUUAUUGAGGAUUUCUCCACUUUACCUUUGUCUGUCAUAGCUUAUUCUGAUGACCCAGACGAACAACUAGAAUCCCUAAACUCCCUGUUCGUUGAGUGUUUAGAAAGGCAUGCACCCUUGAGAAGAGUCCGAGUGACGCGUCCCCCGGCUCCAUGGAUGAAGUCUGCCAAUAUCCAAACUCUUCAAAAAGAAAGAGAUCAUUUAAGACAUAAAGCUCAUAAAAGCGACGCUGAUAACGGUGUAUGGACCGCUUUUCGACUUGUUAGAAACAGCUUAAAGUCUGCAAUAAGAUCAGCACGGAAGGCAUUAAUCGAAAAAGCGAUGUCUUCUAACAAAUCACGCAAUAUAUGGAGAGUUAUCCACAGGAUUCUGAAGCCAAAUCCGAAGCCUCUUCGCGUAGACCUUGACGAACUAAAUACCCAUUUUUCCACCACGGCAGAGAGAACAUUCGAGGCCUCUGUUGUGUCUUUGAGUGACCUGACAUGCCUGACAGACAAUCUGCCUGAACAGAGUUCUAAUGGCGAUCAAUUUAAUCUGAAACCUGUCACCCAAGAGGAUGUCUUCAAAUGUAUACGUGCAUUACGCUCAGAUUGUUCCACUGGUGUUGAUAAUAUUCCAGCCAGAUUCGUUAAGUUGGUCGCUGAACAUCUUGCCUGUCCACUAACUAGCAUAAUAAACAAAUGCAUUAGCAACGCAUAUUUCCCAAAGCUGUGGAAAAUAGCCAGAGUCUCCCCAAUUCCUAAAGUAGAAAACCUAACAUCCAAUGACCAGCUACGGCCAAUCUCAAUACUCCCAGUGUUAUCAAAGUUGUUUGAGAAAUUGGUUGCUGGACAAAUGUCAGAAUUCGCAGAGAGAGCUGCGCUGCUACCUGAUCGCAUUUCAGGUUUCCGAAAGGGACAUUCGACAACAAGCGUCCUUUUGGGGAUACGAGACGAUAUCCGUCAUGCUAUGAAAAAAAGGGAAAUUACCUUGAUGUUCCUAGUAGACUUUAGCAAAGCAUUUGACACUAUUUGUUUUAAAAGCACCAUUUAA
Messenger RNA from Paramuricea clavata, 2171 nucleotides. The record is from the annotation of a GenBank genome assembly. NCBI's taxonomy places the organism in Eukaryota, Metazoa, Cnidaria, Anthozoa, Malacalcyonacea, Plexauridae.